GCUUCUAUAUUCUCGGCAAACAAAUUCAUAUGGCUAUCGUUUAACGACCCGAUCCCUCCUCCUCAGUUGGAAAUGGCCAUUUCAGCUUAUGCGCUCAUUUCCACUUCCACACUCUUCCGGCCAUCUCCAUUCUCCAAGGGAAGACUGCCACCACCACCUCCUCUCUCCAAAUCUCUCUCCCUCUCCCUCCACAAAACUAUCAACUACAAUUGCAUCGUCUGCUCUCUCAAUCACCACAACAGCUCUGAUUCUUUGUCUGCAAACAAGUUCGUCUGCACCAAAUCUCUCUCCUCCUCUCCGUUUCUGGAUUCUGUUCUUCUACUAUGUGCCUCCGUCGCUCUCUCAUUCUCUCUCUUCUUCUCCGAUGCUGAUUCCGCCUCCGCUUUUGUCGUCACCACUCCGCGAAAAUUGCAGUCUGAUGAGCUCGCUACUGUUCGCCUCUUCCAAGAUAACACUCCCUCUGUUGUCUACAUCACCAAUCUCGCUGUCAAACAGGAUGCUUUUACGUUGGAUGUGUUGGAGGUGCCGCAGGGGUCUGGUUCGGGCUUUGUUUGGGACAAACAGGGUCACAUUGUCACCAAUUAUCAUGUGAUUCGUGGUGCUUCUGAUCUGAGGGUCACUCUUGCCGACCAAUCAACUUAUGAUGCACGAGUUGUUGGGUUUGACCAAGACAAAGAUGUUGCUGUUUUGCGAGUUGAUGCUCCCAAAGACAAACUAAGGCCUAUUCCUAUUGGUAUUUCAGCAGACUUGCUUGUUGGCCAAAAAGUUUAUGCUAUUGGUAACCCUUUUGGACUUGACCAUACUCUCACAACUGGUGUCAUCAGUGGGCUGCGCCGAGAAAUUAGUUCUGCUGCUACUGGCCGUCCAAUUCAGGAUGUCAUACAAACAGAUGCUGCCAUCAAUCCUGGUAAUAGUGGGGGACCCCUUCUGGACAGUUCAGGAAGUCUUAUUGGGAUAAAUACAGCCAUAUAUUCUCCUUCUGGUGCAUCCUCUGGUGUUGGAUUCUCAAUUCCUGUUGACACUGUAGGCGGCAUUGUUGACCAGUUGGUUCAGUUUGGAAAAGUUACCAGACCUAUCUUGGGAAUUAAAUUUGCACCUGAUCAGUCAGUGGAGCAGUUGGGUGUAAGUGGGGUUCUCGUCUUAGAUGCUCCUGCAAAUGGUCCGGCAGGCAAAGCGGGCUUGCAGUCGACCAAACGUGAUUCCUAUGGUAGACUUAUCUUGGGUGAUAUCAUAACAUCAGUAAAUGGAAAAAAAGUCACAAAUGGCAGUGAUUUGUACAGAAUUCUCGAUCAAUGUAAAGUGGGUGAUGAGGUGACUGUUGAGGUAUUGCGUGGCGAUCAUAAGGAGAAGAUACCCGUGUUGCUUGAGCCAAAGCCUGAUGAAUCAUAGUGUCAAUGGUCUGGCAUGCUUCAUUAGGACAGUAUAUACAUAUUUUGGGAAUGUCAUUGAUUGUCUAAACGAUCUUGAUGUACAUAAAUUGUUCACUGCAUUGGUGAUGCAGAAACUGUACAACAUUAAACUCAUCCUAGCGAAUACGUCAAAUAUGAAUCACAGCAGUAACACCCACAAUUCUUACUAGGUUCAUAUUUAAAUAUCAAUGGUAUUCCACAACCUGCUGUUUUA
This is a messenger RNA of Tripterygium wilfordii, 1623 nucleotides long. RefSeq names its product protease Do-like 1, chloroplastic. The transcript is spliced from 8 exons. Gene Ontology annotation, biological process: proteolysis. NCBI's taxonomy places the organism in Eukaryota, Viridiplantae, Streptophyta, Magnoliopsida, Celastrales, Celastraceae. Gene Ontology annotation, molecular function: protein binding; serine-type endopeptidase activity. The coding region runs from base 73 to 1389 and encodes 438 amino acids. The record is from RefSeq and is a predicted model, not a curated record.